GUCUUCCCCACCCUGCUUCUGAGAGUGUUUGUGAAGAAACUCACGGCGCUAUCAGAUGAAAAACUUUUUCUUGUCAGUGAAUCAAAGGAAGUGUGUCGGGCCGGAUUCGAAUAGAUGAGUUGAAGAAUCAGAACCAAGAAACCUGCUUGAUUUUCAGAUUUUUCACUUGAGGUUUUUACUCUUCUCCCACUGAGAAUUUUUUCCUCUCCAAGAGGAAAAUCCACUUGAAGAAAACCUUUGUGCUUUCCUCCCUGCAGAAGCGCAACUGUCACUGAGUUUUCAUCGCUAUUUAUAUUGUUUCCUUUGCCUCUCUAGACAAGGAGCUGAGACACAAUGGAAGCAUCUUAUGUUUUUUAUGUGGACAACAAUCAGUCGUAUGUGGAGGAACAUUUAUACUUUGAGGACAACAUCGACGGCUUUGGCAUCACCAUGGCUUUCCUCUACCUCGUGGUCUGCAUUUUGGGACUGGCUGGGAACUGCCUCGUCAUCAUUGCCAUUUUGAAACUGGACAAAAUGUCAUCCUCCACGACGGUGUACAUUUUCAACCUGGCUCUGGCCGACGGACUGUUCAUGGUCGGCCUGCCGUUCAUCGCAAGCCAGAACUUUAAGAACCGGUGGGUGUUUGGGAACACGGCGUGCAAAGUUGUCAUGGUCCUGGACGGCAUCAACCAGUUCACCAGCGUCUUCUGCCUCACGGCGAUGAGCAUCGACCGCUACAUGGCCCUUGCUGAGCCUCUUCGGUUUGCAUGCUGGAGAACUCCGCGUUGCGCCAAGGUCGUCUCAGCAUCCCUGUGGUUCUUCUCUCUCCUCACCAUUCUCCCGAUGGCCUUCCAUUUCACUGCCGAUAACGGUUUUUGCAGUCCAGACUUUGCUACAGACGCCUUGUGGCUUGGAGUCCUCUCUUACACCUUCAUCAUCGGUUUUGCCAUACCCUUUACAGUGAUGAUGGUCUCCUAUGCGGCUAUGCUGAUCUCUCUGCGGUGCCGGCAGAAGCUCUCCUCUGCGCCAAACCACGAGGGACGCAGACUUGAGCAACAGCUAACCAAAAUGGUCGUGGCGGUGGUGGUAGUGUUUGGCAUAUGUUGGCUCCCGUUUUACACCUUCAACUUCCUUUCAUUACAUUAUAACAGCUUCUUCUUGAGCUUCGUCAGGGCUUUUGAAUUCGCAGUCUUACUGUCGUAUUCAUGGAGCUGUGCCAACCCCAUCCUCUAUGCCUGUCUGUCCGACAACUUCAGGAGGCACUUCCGUACCUUGCUCUGCCCUCGAAUAAAAUCCUGCCCUGGAGUGCAGUGCAGCGUGGAACAGUACGACCAAAAUGACACCAGCGUAGGGGAUGUCACUCUUCUGACCUGAGAACCAAGCACUGAUGCUUCAUUUCUCAAGCACUGAAUACUUUUGAACUUCUGUACAUAAAUCCAGCAGUAUAAUUGCUCUUGUUACAAUGAGUUGAGAGUCUUGACGAGCUGAGAUUUUGUUUACAUCCUGUUUAAAGCAUGAAAGGCACAUAAUUAUUGCCUUAGAGCAGGGGUGGGCACUCCUGGUCCUGGAGGGCC
Molecule: messenger RNA, 1553 nt
Organism: Gambusia affinis (western mosquitofish)
Lineage: Eukaryota; Metazoa; Chordata; Actinopteri; Cyprinodontiformes; Poeciliidae
Product: somatostatin receptor type 2
Exons: 1
Coding region: 334-1353 (339 amino acids)
Biological process (GO): neuropeptide signaling pathway; cellular response to glucocorticoid stimulus; regulation of insulin secretion
Cellular component (GO): neuron projection; membrane
Molecular function (GO): neuropeptide binding; somatostatin receptor activity
Source: RefSeq, a predicted model, not a curated record